Messenger RNA from Triticum aestivum (bread wheat), 1148 nucleotides. RefSeq lists its product as uncharacterized. Lineage: Eukaryota; Viridiplantae; Streptophyta; Magnoliopsida; Poales; Poaceae. The coding region runs from base 606 to 998 and encodes 130 amino acids. The record is from RefSeq and is a predicted model, not a curated record. The transcript is spliced from 8 exons.
CUGCCCGACACCCGCGCGACCCCGCCCGCUCGCCCGGCCGCUCGGUCCUACCGCCCGCUGUCAGAGGCAGUUGCCCUCGCCCGCUGCCGGAGACCCCGGCCCACGGCCGCCGCCCCUCGUCCACUGCGGGAUACUCGCGAGCGCGCCGCCCGCUCGCCUCGUCCACUGCGUCACAGGGCGACAUCCCUCGGCAGCGCCCCGCCCCCCGUGCUGCCCACCGCGAACCCCGGCCAGUGCGCCCUCCCUUGGCGGCGCCUAGUUUGGGUGAAGUCGAGCCAGCGGGCGUCCCCUGGCUCCCCUCCCUCGGGCGGCCAUGGAGGAGCCAUGCACUGCUAAUAUGUCGGAUGAUGAAGACGAUGGGUGAUCGUGAUGGUGACACCCAGAGCUAGAAGGCCACGAGGAGUUCAAUAUGAGAUGUGUGGGACUUGAUAAAGCUUGGAGAUUAGCUUAGUGCAAGGGAUGAUGUCGAUCCCUCUAGGAUGGGGAUUGCUGGUGAAUCACUCGGAGGUAUUAUAGAUCAUGAUUGCAUCAUGAUACUGAAUUAAUACAUAGACUUCACUUUUAGAAAACUUAUCCUUUUUAUUUGGAGCUGAAUACAUGAAUGCAUGCAUUGUUUGCUGCUUUUUGUGGAUACACGGUACAGUGUUGUUGUUCCAAUAAUUGGUGUUCAGGGAUUUCAAUGGGCAAUAGAUAAUGACAUGUGGCAAGCUAGAGUUGAUAGCAUUAAGCCUUUAUUUGAAGAAGCAAGAAUUUAUUCAGGGAAGAGUGAAAUAGAUGCAGAGGUUGUGAAAAAGGUUUGGGACAAGAUAGCACCUGCUAUGGCUUCACAGUUUGAUGCUCCCUACUCAGUUCCUCCGAUUGCACCACGUCCACUCCUCCUAAAUGGUGCUGACGACCCUCGUUGCCCAGUCCUUGGUCUACAAGAACCUGCCUCAAAAGUUGCUGAGGCUUAUGCAGAAGCUGGUUCUGCGGAUAAGUUCAAGGAUCCAAAGAACUAGCUCGACUGGACUCUAGAUCACGGACAAUCUAGUCUUGGCACUUAAUUAGGAUGGCUAAAUUACAUUUGAGUUUCAUUUGACGGAUAUUUUCUAUGAGAAUUAUGAAUUUUAUGAAUCUACAUAUUAUACGUAUGGUUUUGAAUAUUGUAA